Molecule: messenger RNA, 1103 nt
Organism: Guyanagaster necrorhizus
Lineage: Eukaryota; Fungi; Basidiomycota; Agaricomycetes; Agaricales; Physalacriaceae
Exons: 5
Coding region: 60-1103 (347 amino acids)
Source: RefSeq, a predicted model, not a curated record
CUGUUAUAGACGACUGCCAAGUGAUAGUAAUCAAGAGUCCGUCUUGCACUUCAGUUACCAUGUCCUACCAGCAAAAUGGAACUCCUUACCAAGGCGUACCUCAGGAUGUUGUCUCUGGCGAGCAGUAUCGAUACGCAUUGACCAAUUUUCGAAUUGCUCACGAAAAAGUAGAGCAACAGCGGGCUCAGCUGGAAGAACAGGAGCAACAAGUAGCUCUGCUUCGUGCACGGAUAGCACUACUUGAAGGAGGAUUCAAUGUUGAUCAAACUGGAAAGGGAGGAAAUUCUGUCGAUGAUUUCUCUAUCAAAAAUGCAGCUUCGCAAUUGGACAAACUCAUCAAUCGAUGGGCAUCGGAAAUCGUACGAAGUCCACCGGCCUCGUUCGAUGUUAUAUGUGGCGCAGUUCUCAGUGAUGUGCCGAAUGGGCCCGAUGUCGCUGCCCAGAUAAAAGGGACGUCCAUGCAGGUGCAGUACCUGCUGCGUCAUGCAAUGUCGGAGACGAUAUCUGAGGGUAUAAUCAAUUGUCUCAUGGUGACCAACUCAAGCGACGCCAAUAUACAGCUAGCACGGAUUCAUGAACAUCUGUUUGCUCGUGACCCAACCGUUGCUUGUGUUUGGCGACGACAGACAUUUUCUGCGGCAGUCGAAUCAUGUACUCCUGAUAUGUCCCUCAGUAUCUUGGAUGAGCAAGUCCCGAAGCUAAUGAGGGUCUUGGGAGGUGUCCUGCCCGCCGCAGGAGGUACUUCUAUUCUUGAAUCCGCAUACGAUUUUUCCCGGAUGCUGCACGGAUCCAACACAUCGUCGGGCGACGCGUUCUAUCGCGCCUUUGUCCCAGAACUAGGAAGCACGCUUUAUCCACGGCAGAUUGAGCUCGUGAAAAGAUGUUUGAAAAGUGAAAGAGGGGACAUAGACAAGGUUGGUGCCACAAUAUUUCCGGGCUUGGUGAAAGUCACCAAGGGACCAGGCGAUGAGCCUUCGACAGAAACUUUACAGACUGUCGUGAGGAGAGCACAAGUCAUCUGCGAAUGUGCCAUGAACGGCACAGCUACAUUAUCAUCACAUCAGCCAGGCCGAACGAGUUCACCCCAAAUAGCGAACGUCUAA